Molecule: messenger RNA, 1897 nt
Organism: Caenorhabditis elegans
Lineage: Eukaryota; Metazoa; Nematoda; Chromadorea; Rhabditida; Rhabditidae
Gene: orc-3
Product: ORC_WH_C domain-containing protein
Exons: 7
Coding region: 8-1846 (612 amino acids)
Source: RefSeq, marked reviewed
UCAAAAAAUGACGCCCGGCAUCACUUUUCACCGCGGAAACAAGAAAUUAAAGCUAGGAAAGGCGGAAAUCAACGAGGCAAUCGAGUUUCCCGAGGAUUUUGAGUUUUGCUCAAUGGAACAGGAGAGGAGAUUUUUCAAAAAUUUCGUCGAUGACGUCACGAGAUUCGACGAAAAAAUGGCUCACACCACGGCGAGCAUCUACGACACGGCAACCAACGAAAUCGCCACUUGGAUCCUUAAAAAACCCGGAAAAUCGUCGAAAACGAAGGGAAUUUCGGUUUUUUCGCCGAAUGAGCCGAUUGGGACGUUAAAAUGUGCUCUGGUUCAGUGUAAUUUUACGGAUAUUUCCCGGUUGAUUGGUGAUUUUCGGCAGAAAUUACUGGAAAAAUCCACGGAAAAUCUGGAAGUCAGGGAUCACUUGGUGACGGAGAACGACGCGAUUCACGAGAUUAUUGAUCGGAUUUUGGAGAAGAACACGUCCUCAACAACAUGCCACGUCAUCAUAAUUCGUCAAUUCGAAUCUCUCCGUCCCAAUUUCUUUGCGUCUCUCGUCUCUCUUCUCUUCUCAAAUUCCACGUGUCGCCGUCUAAUUCCACGUAUCAAACUGAUGACGUGUGUCUCGACGUCACCAGCGUUUUUUACGCAAAAUUGCGGACUUGAGACGGCAAAUUUGAUGGAUUUGACGCAUUUUAGGUUCACCAAACUCGACGACAUUUUUUCAAAAAUAAUUGCUACCGGUUGCCACGCCCACUUCUUGCCGCCCCGCCCACCGCCAAAAAAUAUUGAAGAAGACGAUCCGGCACUGCUCAACAAUUUUGACUGCGCUCCGGCCGUUUUUUCAGGACCCUUCAUGAAAUACCUAAAAAAUCGAUUUUUCGCCUGCGACUACUCGAUUUCUGCACUCUCUCGUGCCAUCCAAUUGGCUCUUCUUCAGAAAUAUCUCGAGGAUCCCCUCUGGCGAGAAGAUGCUCACGACGCAGAGCUCCAAAAAUACGACCGUGUGCUCCGUGUGUUUCUCGAAGAAUUUGGUGAAAAUCCGGCCGAAAUCGACGAAAAAUUGGCUGAAAAUCUGCGAUGCCACGUGGAAAUUCAGUCGGAUGGCGGCGAUUUUUGGACGAAAAUUCGCCACGAAUCGAUAUUUCAAGAACGAAAAUCUGCGAUUUUUGACGGAAAUUCCACCAAUUUGCACUCAUUUUUGCGUCGAUUUUUGGCAAAAAUCACUCCAAUUGACCCAAAAUUCUGUGAAAAAUUGGAAAAUCUACGCGAAAAUCUGAUCUCCGCUGAGCAAAACCCAGAAAAGUCGGAAAUUUCGCCGGAAAAAUCGAUAACAACGACACAAAAAAUGAGCUUCCUGGAGAUGCAGAAGCAGCGCCGAUCGGCUAUGACGGCCAAGCAGCAGAACCCACUGAGAAGUGCGAAAAGUGCGAUUUUUUCGCAUGUUAUGAAUCUCUUCGAGACCACCCUUCAACCGUACCCCUCCACGUGGCGUAACGUCAUCGGCGCCAAUUUCUGGAUCGAUGACGUCACGAAGACGUCACUGGACGCGUCCGACGAGUACGAUAUCGAAAAUGCGAUGCUCAACGCGAAAAAAUUCGAAAAAAUGCCAAUUUCCGUCGCGUGGAGGUGCCUGCUGACGCAUCGCAACUUCAAAUCCGUACCGAUGGCCGAGUGGGCGGAGCUUUUUCUCAGAAAUGUACAACAAAUGAGCCGAAAAUCAGCGAAAGGCGCGUUUUUCGCCGCCGCCGGCCAACUCGAGCACAUUGGGCUCAUUCGUGGAGCCGUCGACAAAAAGUCGACAAAUGUUCACGUUCUGUACCAUCCGAUUUCGUUUAUUCCCGAUAUUUGAACUAUUUUUAUUUUUUUGCGAAGAUUUUCGAAUGAAUUUUGUGUAUUGAUU